Symbiodinium sp. CCMP2456 is the source of this 1425-nucleotide messenger RNA. The record is from the annotation of a GenBank genome assembly. Lineage: Eukaryota; Dinophyceae; Suessiales; Symbiodiniaceae.
AUGGGCUACGCACCCUUCGUACCGAGAUAUGGCUUCGAGGAUGCGUACCCUCAGACAUAUGUGGAGGUUUCUCCGAGCGGUCCAUGGUACACCGAAGAGCAACCGGCAGUGUAUUGGCAGCAGGAGAUGGCAGCAGCGCAGCGCCGCGAGGCUGCAGAGGUGCGGUUGCUGGAGUCCGAGCUCCAUGCGGCUCGCACGAGCCCGCUGGCAGCUUGGCUUCGUGGCCCGGUCACCUGCAUCGAGCACGAGGUCGUGCGGAGAAGAUAUGCGGCAAAGGUAAACCAGAAUUUCAGAGGAAAAGAGACUAAGAGCGUGGCCGCUGAUGCUUCCUCUUUGCCACUGACGGUGGGCUUCGAGUCGCCAGUCCUCGUGCAGGACAUGACGGCGGCCGAAAGGCAAAGGGAUGAGGAGGGUUUGGUGGAUGGAGAGGGAGAAGGAUGUUCACAGAGCUUCGCCGACAUUCUAGGCCCGAGCUGCGUCAUCAAGCGCGUGGAUAAGGAUCAAAAGGUCAUCGGCCACGCCGAUCCUAACGAGAUGCAGCAGGAGCUGGUCGCGAGAGCAGCGACUCAGAAAAGGCUCGGGGCAUGUGCAGAGCACGUCCACCAUCUGCCCAGAAAGGAGAAGCUGCAAUGGGCUCUCGACCUCAAGGACAAGGCGAACGAGUGCUACACACAGAGCAGAUUCGAGGAGGCAGCGCGCCUCUACAACGACUGCUUGGUGGCACUGGACUUCGACGGCAAGGAGGAUGAGACUGCAGAGGUAGUGGCGAAACUGCAGCUACCCGUUUGCACAAACUUGGCCGCCUGCUUGAUUGAGAUGGCGAAGUACGAGGAAUGCGCCGGUCUCACGCCGCCCUUCGAGAGCGGGACUUUGGGCAACAUGUUCCUGGAUCCUGCGCUGGAUCUGAACUUCACAGGAAUAUGGUGGAUGGAUGGCAAUCCAUUGAUAUGGGAGCAGCUCGUGUCCUUCGCAGGGGCACAGGGCAUGGCGCCGUAUCCAACGACUGUGUACAACCCCUCCAGCUUGGCAGGCCACUGGACCUGGUCUGACAAUUUCUUUGGCCGUGGCAUCAUGAUGUUUUAUGCAUUCACUGAAGUUGCAGAAGCAACUCACGACUUCUUCUUUACGAACAAGACGUAUGCAGAUAUCGAUGCUACAUCGGACUUGGUCUUUGGAGACGGCACCUUCCCAAUGUCGAAGAUCAAUGAGGAUGAAUGGGAUAGGGUGAAUAGUUACGUCCUUCGUCGCAUCGUCUACGGAGACGGAACUCCUCAUCCUGUGUUCUGGCCCAAGUUCCUCGACUGGUACAAGAGCACUUUUCCAGGUCUCGGUAUCGCAGUGAUGAGCAGCAACAAUGAUUGUAUACGGAGAUGUCAGUACGUCGCACCUUGCAUGGUCUGUCAACCUCUCUGUGGAGUGGCCUGA